Dunckerocampus dactyliophorus (ringed pipefish) is the source of this 14147-nucleotide messenger RNA. Its product is annotated as potassium/sodium hyperpolarization-activated cyclic nucleotide-gated channel 2. Gene Ontology annotation, biological process: potassium ion transport; transmembrane transport. The record is from RefSeq and is a predicted model, not a curated record. Gene Ontology annotation, molecular function: voltage-gated potassium channel activity. NCBI's taxonomy places the organism in Eukaryota, Metazoa, Chordata, Actinopteri, Syngnathiformes, Syngnathidae. Bases 1053 to 5366 code for a protein of 1437 amino acids. The transcript has 9 exons. Gene Ontology annotation, cellular component: membrane.
AAUGGAUAAAGUGGCGGUAUUGUGACUGUGACGUCACAAUAGACAUAUUCAAUCCGUACCUUAAAAAGGGCGCGUCUAUAGCUGUUUUUAUGUGUUUAUCAUUAGGCGUGGGUGGGACUGGCUGCAACCUCGCGAGGUGAAGUUAAAAAAAAAAAUCCACGCGUGACGUCACAAGCCUGGCUGCUUCCCUGCGAGCGUGGAAGAAGGCGCAGCGACUUUGACCGCUCAACAAGUUGUUUGGUUUUGUCAGACACCUUCCUUUGGAGACAAAAGAAGAGGACAUCAUCCUCCUCCUCCUCAUCGUCGUUGUCACGACAGGUGGACACAAUGUCACGGAGGGUCCGCGCGAGUAGGAACAUGCGUGUGAUGAUGAGGGACGCAAGAAGGUCUGCAGCUUCCCAGCACCUGACCGUGUUCCGGUACCACUGAUCCCGCUUGAGGAAGAGGUCCAGUCAGGGUGAGCGACGCUUCAGACGCGCCUUCCCUCCCGUCAUCACCAUUACGCUCCUUUUACCCACCCGUGGAUGUCAUCAUGCCUCCUUUUAGGUGGCUCGUUGUUGCUUUUUGCGCCGCGCCUGGCAGAGUGGGUGCCUAAUUCAGUGCGCCCUUCAUGUCCACCAACGACCCCCUGACAGCGGAUCAAAUGUCCUUGUCGUCCGUCUUUAUCACCCUCCGAAUGGCGUGAGUGUUACCGGAGGGACGUCCAUCAUCAUUAUCAUCAUCAUCAUCUUCAUUGAUUUUGGGGACCGGGAAUCCGGUGCCAGUGUGACGGCGCGAUGAGGGCGGCUGUGCAGAGGAGAGGGAGGGCCUCCGGCGGAGCUUUCAAGGACGAGCAAUGAUAGGCAAACAUCUGGGAGGACAGACGUCACACAUCAUUUCAAUGGAGCCUUUUUAUCUUCCCCAAGGGCACUGAGGGCUGGGGAGCGGGGAGGGGAGUUUCCACAUUUUGGGGUCCUCCAUGACCUGAUCACUUUUCUCAAUGUCAUAUUUAUCCUACUGAUAUUACCACCUAGAGUUUUAUUUUUUGUUGUCAGAUUCAUCUUCCUCUGAGGAUGGAGGGGUUGGUCGGAGGGGUUGCCGCCCCCAGCAGUGCAGCUGGGUCUGGGGGUGACAGCCUCCCUAGACGUAAUGGAGGGGACUCAAAGAGGCGCAGUAAGGGCAGCCUGCCCUCCCCAGGCUACAGACUCUCCCAGGCUUCACUGGAGGGAGAAAAGGCUUCUUUUGGGGGGGAUGCAGCCUCAGGGGGCCGUGGCCGCCGCCUCUCCAUCAUGAGCUCCUCCACCAGGGACGGCCUUCCCUUUCGCACGGCGGGCACACCGACCACCCCUGUGCCCCUGCCGCCCCCACCGCCGCCCACCUCCUCCACAGCCCACCCUCCGCCUCGCUCGGUGGGCUUCGCCACAUCCCGCGCCGCCCUGGCCUCCACGUCCUCCUCCACGGGGACCGGUGUGAUGGUGGUGGCCACCGGCACGGAGACCACCACCACCACGGCUUGCAACACCACGGCGGUGGGGACACCUGAGAUGGUUGGUCAGUCAGCGCUGGGCGGGUUCGGCAUGGGGCUGGACGGGGAGGACUACAGCAACUCCAACCAGAGCACCUUCAUCCAGAGACAGUUUGGAGCCAUGCUGCAGCCCGGCGUCAACAAGUUCAGCCUGCGCAUGUUUGGAUCCCACAAAGCGGUGGCUUUGGAGCAGGAACGACUCAAAUCAGCCGGUGCAUGGAUCAUACACCCCUACAGCGACUUCAGGUUCUACUGGGACCUGCUAAUGUUGCUGCUGAUGAUGGGCAACCUCAUCAUCCUCCCAGUGGGCAUCACCUUCUUCCGAGACGAGAACACGGCGUCGUGGAUCAUCUUCAACGUGGUCUCUGAUACGCUCUUCAUGGUCGAUCUGGUUCUCAACUUCCGCACCGGCAUCGUGAAGGAGGACAGCACGGAGAUAUUGCUGGACCCCAGGGCCAUCCGCCAGAACUACCUGAAGAGCUGGUUCCUCGUCGACUUUGUGUCGUCCAUCCCGGUGGACUACAUCUUCUUGAUGGUGGACAGUCUGGACUCUGAGGUGUACAGGACGGCCAGGGCGCUGCGCAUCGUCCGCUUCACCAAAAUCCUCAGUUUGCUGCGUCUGCUUCGCCUCUCCAGACUCAUACGAUACAUCCACCAGUGGGAGGAGAUCUUCCACAUGACCUACGACCUCGCCAGCGCCAUGGUGAGGAUCGUCAAUCUGAUCGGCAUGAUGCUGCUGCUGUGCCACUGGGACGGGUGCCUGCAGUUCCUGGUCCCCAUGCUGCAGGACUUCCCUCCUGACUGCUGGGUGUCCAAGAACCUGAUGGUGAACGACACAUGGGGCGUGCAGUACUCGUACGCGCUUUUCAAAGCCAUGAGCCAUAUGUUGUGCAUCGGCUACGGCGCCCAGGCUCCGGAGGGCAUGACCGACGUGUGGCUCACCAUGCUCAGUAUGAUCGUGGGCGCCACCUGCUACGCCAUGUUCAUUGGACACGCCACCGCCCUCAUUCAAUCGCUGGACUCAUCUCGGCGGCAGUACCAGGAGAAGUACAAGCAGGUGGAACAGUACAUGUCCUUCCACAAGCUUCCUGCCGACGUGCGGCAAAAGAUCCACGAGUACUACGAGCACCGCUUCCAGGGCAAAAUGUUUGACGAGGAGAACAUCCUGGGAGAACUCAGCGAGCCGCUCAAAGAGGAGAUCGUGAGCUUUAACUGCCGCAGCCUGGUGGCCAACAUGCCGCUGUUCGCCAACGCCGAUCCCAACUUUGUGACCGCUGUGCUCACCAAGCUGCGCUUUGAAGUCUUCCAGCCGGCGGACUUCAUCAUCAGAGAGGGCACAGUGGGCAGGAAGAUGUACUUUAUUCAACAUGGACGAGUCAGCGUGCUGACCAGGGGAAACAAGGAGACCAAACUAAGUGACGGCUCUUAUUUUGGAGAAAUCUGUUUGCUGACUCGAGGGCGGAGGACAGCCAGCGUGCGUGCAGAUACAUACUGUCGUCUGUACUCUCUGAGUGUGGACAGCUUCAACGAGGUGCUGGAGGAGCACCCCAUGAUGCGGCGGGCCUUUGAAACCGUCGCUGUGGACCGCUUGGACCGUAUAGGCAGGAAAAACUCCAUGCUACUGAGGAAGUCAUCUCAAGGUGGCUCACUAGGGGGCAGUAUGGGUCGUGGCGGGGGUCGUGGUGGAGGAGGUCCAGGGGCAGGUGCGGGUAUGGCAGCAGGCAGUCUGGGCUCCUGUGACAGCAUACUGGUACAGCAGAUUGUUAAACACGACAGCAUGCCAGCCAUGCAGGACGCCAUCGCAGCGGCCGCAGUAGGAAGAAGCGGCGUCAUGGGAGGAAGUGGCACCAUGUCCCCCAGGCCGCGCCCCAUCAUCUGGGCGCCGCUGGUUCAUGCACCCCUGCAGACGGCGGCUGCCACCAGUAACGUGGCCAUCGCCCUCAUGCACCAGCAGCAGCAACAGCAGCAGCAGCUCCAACAGUUUCAGCAACAUGCACUCGGGGGCGCUUUCUUCCUGCCCUCCCCUCUUAUAUCGCCAUCACCCUCCUCCUCGUUCCCGCUCUCACCUCCUCGUGCCCCCGUCUUGCAACCUCUACGCCCCUCGGUCAGCUCCCUCAUCGGAAUGAUGGCAAUGAGCGGGAUGGGAGGGUUAUCUCCAAGAGGAGGAUUCCCUGCCUCCCCCUCCAUGAUGGGCCCACCUGGUGGGUUGACAGGCCCACCUGGUGGGUUGACAUCCCCACCGGUGGCCAAAACUCCCCCCACUCCAGCAUCUUCCAUGCCGACAUCUGUCCAACAAGGAAGGACUCUUCACUACAACCUGCGCCUCCAGGCUGAUCAUCUUCCAGCAGUUGGUGGAUCUGUUGCAACUCAAUCAGGAGGAGGAGCAUCAACCCCACCGUUAAACAAGAUACAGACCCCAAACCCCUCCGCUGCCCCUGGUGGCCCAGUAGAUAGCAACGCUCCCGUGAGCAGCCAGCAGGGGGCAAAAGAAGCUCUUCUGCGUCAUGGUGGUAACAGCUGUCAGGGUCUACCAGCACUGGGCAGGCUGACUCAGGAGGCCAGGCUGCUGUCAGCGUCGCAGCCCACUCUACCUCACCGCUCGUGGGCUGGAGUGCAGCCUCAUCCCCCUCUCCACCGGAAGGCGUCUGGAGGGAAUUUGCUGGCAGCUCCUUUCCUGGCAGGGCAGUUAGCCCGAGGCGGCAGUGCGGGAAUACUGACCUCCAAUCCUGCAGUGCCGCCUGUAGGAAAUAUGACACAAAUACAACAACAGGCCUCGGCUUCGAUUCAGCCUACUAUGUACACACAGUGUUCCCCUCACGCUGCACCCAUGCCCACCUUCACAGCUCCACACAUGCCUUCUGCCCCUGCCACCCCUUCACCGGUCCCCACCCCGCCAUCUCCAACACCGAUGAUCUCACAGACCCCCCGACCAAAGCCAGCUCCCACUGGACUCUCCCGCUCCUCCUCGCCACCUCCCUGCUCCACUUCUCCCUCGACAGGAACAUCCCCACUGUCGUUGUCAAUGUCCCGUCCCAAACCCAUCGCCACCCCUUCUCCUCGCUCUUCAUCCCCUUCUCCAUCCUCCACUCCUCCCCCAUCCUGUGUCUCAACUCCAGUUCCACUACCUCAAACAUUUGGAGCCAAGUCUUCUCUGAGCUCCUCGCCUCCAUCUCCAGUGGUCACAUCCACCAUACCCCCACAAAGCGCACGAGUUAAGGCUUCCAACACGCCGCCCACUGCGUCACCCUUGUCGGGCCCCAGUCCUGCGCCAACCCCAAUCCCGUCACCAACUAUGACACCCAGACAAACUCCUACGCAGACACUUGCACCGCCUUCUCCACCAACAUCCAACCCAUCCCUGAGCAAAUCCCCUAGUCCAACCUCCUGUCUUCAGCCUUCUGUCUUCGGUGCAGCCAGGACGCCCACCCCGAGCCAGAUCCCCAAACCUUCCCUCACGCCUCCCCCUGUGAGCAGCAACUCCCCCACCAAAGUUAGGUUCACUGUCCAUCCUGUAAAGCAAACCCUUACCCCAAGCACUACGUCCGCUUUGAAUCGUCCCCCAAAGUCAGCCCCGAGCUCCACGAAGACCACCGCAUCUCCGAGUGACUCUGCAGCUGCAUCCGCCCACCUCCCGAAACAAAUCACGACCUCAACCGGCGCCCCUACCCAUCCCUCCAAAUUCAGUGCGCCUUCCUCCCCGGCCAAGCCCUCGCAGGCACCCACCGUCACAGCCGUGCAGUCAACACACACUGCCGCGGCCACUACUAACACCUCCCCAAAGGGGGGUAAAAAGGACCCCCAGCUGUCACUGGCCAGAAAAGACUCAGAGGGGCUGAGACACAAACUGCCUGCUAACAUGUAAAGAUCAAAAAGAAGAAGAGCAGCAAGGAAGUAGCUUGUGCUGGCCAGCCAUGUGAUACAAAACAAAAACUUCUUCUGUGGACAACUUCAUGUGUUUGCAUUCACGCUAGGGUGUGAUCGUGGUAGAACAUCACGUGUUUAUGUGACUCAACAUGCAUUGACAUGCGUGUCACUGAUUGUUGGAGCCAGCAAGGGCAGGAGUGCAGAAGCAACAAGCUGACAGUGGGUGGGAAAAAAAGAAACGGUUACUUCUACAUUCCACGGUUGAUUAAAAGAGCAAUAUCUGUGACACAUCUUUCUAUACUGUACCGAAGUCUCAGGCCACUGCUAGAUUUGUUCUUUUGACAAGCAGCAAUAGUCCCAAGGAGGACACAGACAGUUAACGAUGACAUGAAUUCCAGUUCCGGUCCAUUUGCUGUAAGUGUAAUGAUGCGUUCAAGGCACCUUCAAAUCUAGGGGGUUCCAAAGUGCGGGCCAGGGGUAAUUUGUGGUUUUUAUUAGUGUAAGACAUAUUCUACACAAUUACCAUGAAACUAGCCCACCUUUAGGGGACUUACCAAUUACCAUAUUAUAACGACAAAAGUCGCACUUUUUUUCAUGGUUUGGCUGGUCCUGCCACUUAUACUCCGGAGCGACUUAGAUAUGUUUUUUUUUGCACACUGACAGCCACGUGAGGGCGCUCUAGGCUUGUGCGCCAGUAUCACUCCUGUACCACUGAGAAUUGACAAUGUGAACACCAACUUAUAAAGACAACUGAGACAGACGGAUUGCAAACGCCCCCAAAAAGAAAAUAAUAUUUUGCAGAUUACAAGCUGCUAGUAAACUAGUUAUGUUACAUUGUUUAGGAUAUAGUUACCAAAUAACUGUUAAUAUGCUACGUUAACAUACCACAUAUUCACGUUACGUCAACAGACGCCUAUUUUGCCUGUUGUUCUCCUUUUUAUUGUUAUUACUAUAACUUGCCUUUCAAGAUGAAAUGUCUGUUCUUGGUCUCUGAUUUUAUCAAAUACAUUUCCCCCCAAAAAUGCGACUAAUAGUCCAGUGCGACUUAUAUACGUUUUUUCCUUCUUCAUUGUGCAUUUUUUUCUUAUACUCCGGAGUGACUUAUAGUCCGGAAAAUACGAUAAUGGUCCACAAAUCAUUUGCCAUUUGUCUAAUGCAGUGGUUCCCAAACUUCUUACAGUAGCGUAACCCUUCAGGCAUUUGACCUGAAGCCAGGUACCCCAUGUACUGUACCUCCUGCACUGCACUUAAAAAACAUACACCUUUUUAUCUGAACCCACUUGAAAUACUCAACAUAAUUCAUUGGUUGAUUCAUUUCAUAGUAAUUCCGAGUCAAAAAUGUGCAUUUUGCAUGAUCACAUUUUGAUCAGUUUUGACCUGAGCACUGAUAAAUAGAUCAGUAAUCAUCCUACAUAUCUUUUAUUCCUGUUAUUCUUGGCAUUCUUCCGUUUGAAUGGGCUGAAUUUGAUCAUUUUUGUGCUGUGGUUUAAGUCUGGAUAUUAAUUUAAUACCAAACUGAAGGGAAAGUUUAACAAUCACGAUAAAGGAGUAUCCGAAAUACAAAAAUACAUACAACCAAUGAUAAAGCCUCAUUUUGGGGGGGAUGCCCACUCAGUGGCAGGUUUUCACCGCUGUCCCGUGCAGGGAUAGGAACACCGAGCUCAACGAAAUCUUCAAGGUGAAACACUCAUAAUGCACAAAAUAAUCAGCAAACUUACUUAUUUGUUCAUAUGAACCAAUGCCGUUCAUACAGAGCAUUGAACAACUACAAAGUAUUUUUGAUGGAGAAAUUCUAAGCGGCAGGCGGCGAGGGAUUACCGUAUUCCAACAGCAUUUCCACCACAAAUGGGGGGCGCCACAAAUGUGAUUUACGGUCAUGUGAAAAAAAUGCAGACACAGAACACUUCUAAUGGUGGCCUAAUACUUUUGCGCACCUGCAUGUCACAGGAAAUGAGAAAUAAUGAGGUUUUUUUGAGGUGCCAGUUUGAAAUCAGGCAAUAGACACGAAGCCCUUUCGCCUUAUCAGGUCGUAUCAGAGCUGUAACAAAUGUGGGACGUUGCCUGUGUGUGAGGGUGUUCCGCAUUGUUAAACGCCUGACGCUUACUUCUCCUGCCCUGUUGUGUAUUAAGUAUUUUAUACAUCGCGCCUGUCUGGGUUUUGUAUGAGAGGCACAGCCGCGACUCUGCUUUGUGUGCAGCUCGGACUUCCUUCUUGCUCGCCAUCUUCACCAAAGUGUAACAUGAGUAACAAAGAGACGCACUGUAGAGGUGAUCCGCUUGUGAAUAGUCCCACUUGUGUGUGUGUGUGUGUGUGUGUGUGUGUGUGUGUGGUGUUUUAUUUGAUUGGAUUUUAUUUUGCGCUGCUGUGACUUACUUUAGAUACAGUGGAACGCCUUCAAGUCCCUCCCGUCUUUGCUGACCAACCCAUCAAGUGUUCUUCUUAUCACCUAACAGCUGACAUACUCGCUCCAUUGCUUCUGUCCACAUAACAUUUGACACCCAGAGCAACCGGUCACCCCUCCUGUUUUCCCUGGGAAACUCACGUAUUUGGCCCUUUAAAGGAAAAGUGCACUCAUUCAUAAUCCUUAUGUGAGACACGAACGACCGUCCGGGCUUUUAGCCGUGUGGUCAGCGCUCUCGCUUCCCAUUACAAAGGUCCUGUGUUCGCGUCCCGGUGCGGGCGUUGCGAAACAGCCCGUAUGUACGGGACCUACGUACUUAUCCGCCUAUAAAGUUGUCUGAAAAAGUCUCAAACAAGCGCCAGCGACGCUCCAUUUACAUAUAAUGUGAUGUGCAUAUUAACCAAGCUACAGCGACGUUAUUGUUGUUGUUAUUAUUACAUUGUCACGCUGAUCCAACUACAUUACUGGCAUGUUGACACAGAGCCAGAACACACCGGCUAGCGACUAGCCAGCUAGCGACUAGCUUCACCACAGAUGCGCCGCGCUACGGGCCUCAGACACGCCUCAGACGCUACCAAAAGGUAAGGCUUCAUAAUGGAGCUGCCACCACUGCUGCUGUGUUUUUAUGUCUGAGUUUGGUGUAAGCCUUUGUUUCUAUGUUGCUAUGUGAAAUCAAUGCACCGAGCAAGGAAGCUACGGUAAUGCUAAGAAAUGGCCGAAAUACGCAAAAUACUGCUAGUAUUACACGUGAAUGUUACUAGCUGUUACUACAUGCUCACAGCAUGGAUAUAAAACCAUCAAACCUUGUUGGAAGUUUUUGGAGGUGUUUUCAUAGCGAUCUAUGUAGGCGGCAUAGGUGUGUCCCAUUACAUGCACUACUGAGCUGUUGCUUUUUAUCUGUUUUUAUAUAUUUAAAACCACAGAAAGGAGAAAGUGUGUUCAUGUCUCAUAUAAGGAUUGUGGAUGGUGGGCAAAAUUUUAAAAAAGUGCAGUUUUCCUUUCACGUUCAUGGAAAAAAAUCCUCUUCAGUACUUUGUGUCCCACCUAGUCUUUGAGCCUGCUCGGAUGAGAGGCCAAACGUCUUUGAACCUGAACAGUCCAGCCCUGAGAUUCCAAUGACCCGGACAAGUGAGAAUAUCACAGUUAAUUGCUUCCUGACCCGACCGUGAUAAGUGAAUUGGGAUGAUUCCUUAUUUAUAAAUGGAAUACUUCCAUAGUUAGAGCGUAGAAAACCUGUUUAUGACCUUCUAAAUAUGGUUUUUAACAUUAUUAGAGCCCUCUAGACCUGAACUCAGACCUCUAAAGUCACCUAUACACUCUUACUACCGAAUAUAGUAGACAUAAGACGAGUAAAUAAGCCAUUUAAGACAUAAGAUAGUGAUAUAGGUGAAAAAGCAUAUUAUCAGUAUGAACGUCUGUCUUCGUUCUUUUUUUCCCCGUUUUUGCUGUUUGUUUGUUUGUUUGUUUUUUAAUAUUUCAACUUUCUUCUUAUAUAACCUUUUGGAAACUUUCUUCUUGUAAUAUUCAGACUUUAUUCCCAUAAAUGUAUAACUUUUUCCUCGCCCAUUUUGCUACUAAAAUGACAUUAUUUUUAUGUGUUAUGAGUUUAUGGUUGUACAAUUGCAAAAGAUUUUCUUGUUAGAAUACGACUUUUUUUCUGUUAAUAUUUUGACUUUGUUGUUUUUCAUUUUUAUUCUCCAACCAUUUCAACAUUCCUCUUGUAAAUUCUCUUCUCAUAAUGUUAUGACGUAAUUCGAAUACUGUGACUUUAUUCCCAUAAUAUUAGAACUUUUUUCCCAACCUAAUUUUCCAAAAAUUGUAACUUUUUGUUUUGUUUGUUUCUCAUAAUAUUAAUAUUUUUUGUUUAAUAUUUCAACUUUAUGCUAGUAAUACAGAUUUUUCCUCAUAAUAUUACGAUCGUAUUCUCGUAAAAUUACAACAUUUCCUCGUCAGAUUACUUUUUUUCUUAAUAUUUUGUCUUUAUUAUUGUAAAAUUAUUCCUGAUUUUAAAAUUUUUGUUGUUGUUUUUUUAGUUUUAGUUUUACUUAAAUUAUAUUUUUAGAAUGUGUCGCGAGGUGAUUAAAAAAAAACAAAACAAAAACAGCCGCAGGCCACAAACCCCUGAUAUAGACUCACACGCACUGGAAGAGUUCCUUCUUGUUCUUUUUUUCACUUCCUGUUCAGUACAGUACUUCCUGUAGUGUCUAUUGUCUCGUCAAUGUAAUAUUACUGACACCUCGUGACCAAUGUAGAAUAUUACAUACAUCACAAGGUCUUUGAAUGCAUCUUCUGAAUGCCUUGUAUUUGUAUUUUAUUUUAUUUAGACAAUUUUAUGCUUAGACAUGCUUAAAAAUACAUAGCAAUUGCAUAAAUAUGCCCAUUUUUUGACUAAUAAUAAGUUGUGUUCAGCCACAAAACAGCAUGAUUUAUGAAUUAGUAUUUUUUUUUUUAUCGCGAUAGAGUGAAGUCGCAAAAUUCAAAUUUUUGUAGCUUGUAGGCACUGUAAGAAAGAUUUGCGCACGUAUGAAAGCUUUAUUGUCAUUGUAGUCAAGGCAUACAACAAAAUGAAUGACAGAUAAGAGUGUAAAAUACAUGAACAACACAAGAACCUAAAUAAAAAUAUGCCCAAAUUGGGGAAAAUCAUGCAAAAAUCCUUCAUGGUUGCCCAUGCUCCUUGUGUCUCUGGACACAGUCCCAAGUAAACAUACAAGCAAUGGCUAGUGAGGGUUUUGAUUAUGAGAAAAAUCUGCUGUUGGUGCAAAAAUGGAUGCGAUACGAGACAAGUUCUUUGAGAAUAAUGAGAGGCACGAUUGAAUAAAACUUGCACGCACGGAGACAAAUCAAUACAACCUGAACAGACGGCUCUUAGAGAAAAUGUCUGACUAUGCUAUGCUAAAAUGUUAGUUCAUAUAGGAAAGCACAUUUGUGAGGGGAGACGGUGAAGGGCAGACUCACAUGCCUAGACACCCGAGGCUAUCUGAAUCAGGUGCUAAGCAUGUGGAGGACUUGUUUAAGCCUGGAGCAGAUAAUCGUCGCAGGUCAGUGUGACAUACAAGUACAUAUGUAUGUUAGCUUGUAAUUAUAACUACUAUUAGUCACCUCAAAUGGAAGAACGGACAUAUUUUAUAAGUGCAAUAACUUCCUGACAGCUUAUGUGGGUGUGAGUCAGCCCAGUCCGAGGAGCGUGGCGUUGAACGGGUUCCACUGUGUACAUACAGUAUAUAUGUAUAUUCUUUUGCUGCUGUAAAUAAACGUGCCUCCCUUUCCUUCCUCGCCGUGUGUGUCGUGUGCUCCCCUCGCGCCUCCCGUGGCUUUCAUCUCUUGUCCGUCCCGCCGCCUUUCAUGUGAUUUUGCUAACGAUCGCCCCUUUUCCCUCUCCGUUCCCUCGACACUCUGCCUCCUGUCCAACACUGUCGCUUGCGUUUCCGCCCAUGUUUGAUGUUCUGUGUGGGUAGCAACAAGGAUACCAUGAUGCCUAGAUGAUACAAAUAUAAAUAUAUAUAUAUAUACUAUAUAUUUAAGGACCGAAUGUUUUAUUUUCUAUUUAUCACAACUUUAGCUUUUGAGUGGAAAAAAGAGCAAAUAAUGUCAGGAGGGUGACGGAGGUGAUGAUGUUGUAUGUCUGGAUAUCAAAAUAAAGCGUCUUUAGAUAUCACCGCGUGUGUGGACUGUGUUGAGGCUAGGGGUGUCCCGAUGCAGCUUUUUCACUUGCGAUCCGAUUCCGAAGUUGCAGCCUUGAAUAUCAUCCAAUGCCCGGGAUCAGCACAGAUCAUAACUACUUGUGUAUUGGCAUGUGGAAGGAGUGAAGUUUCAAGAUUCAAGAUUCAAGAGAGUUUUAUUGUCAUGUGCAUGGUAAAACAGCAGUUAUACCAUGCAAUGAAAAUCUUAUUCUGUUCAUUCUCCCAAGGAAAAGAAAGAAAAACACAAGAAAGAAUAAGAACAUAAGAAACAUAAACACAUAUACAUAAAUACCAAGAAAUUAAGCAACAACAACAGAAGAGACAUUAAUGCAAGUAAAUAAUACAAAUAAAUAAAUAAAUAAAUAAAGUGCUAUGAGUGUGUGUUGCGUGUGGCGUGUCUGAGUGCUUCAUUGAGAAGCCUGAUGGCCUGUGGGUAAAAGCUGUUUGCCAGCCUUGUGGUCCUGGACUUCAAACUCCUGUAGCGUCUGCCUGACGGUAGGAGUGUGAAUAAUGAGUGUUGUGGAUGUGUGCUGUCCUUGAUGAGGUUGUGUGUUCUGCGUAGGACUCUAGAUGUAUAAAUGUCUUGCAGUGAGGGGAGGGCUGCCCCAACAAUGUUCUGUGAGGUCUUGAUCACCCGCUGGAGUGCCUUCCUAUCACGUGUUGUACAGUUACCGUACCAAACAGUGAUGGAGGCGGUAAGGACACUUUCGAUGGUGCAUCUGUAGAAGCAACUCAGGAUUGUGGUGGACAUGCCAAAUUUCCUCAGUCUUCUCAGGAAGUACAGUCUCCUUUGGGACUUCUUCAGAAUUUGUUGGGUGUUGUGAGACCAGGUGAGGUCCUCGCUGAUGUGUGUGCCAAGGAACUUGAAGGUUUUCACCCUCUCCACCUCAGUCUCAUCAAUAAACAGGGGUCUAUGUGGCUCCUUUUCCCUUGUUCUUGGGUCGAUGAUCAUCUCUUUAGUCUUAUCUGUAUUGAGAAGGAGAUUGUUAUCACGACACCAAGCUAUGAGGUCCGCCACCUCUCUUCUGUAUGAUGUUUCAACACCUCCAGUGAUCAGGCCAAUGACUGUAGUGUCAUCCGCAAAUUUAAUGAUGCUGGUGUUGUUCUGGGAGGCCACGCAAUCGUAGGUGAAGAGCGUGUAGAGGAGUGGACUCAGCACACACCCCUGUGGGGUCCCAGUGCUCACAAUUCUUGAGCUGGAUGUGCGGUUGUGGACUCUGACUGACUGGGGUCUGCCUGUGAGAAAGUUAAACACCCAGUUACAGAGGGAGGGGGACAGGCCAAGUGUGAGGAGCUUAUUUGUGAGUUUGUGGGGGCUGACUGUAUUAAAAGCGGAGCUAUAGUCUAUAAAUAGCAUUCUGACGUAUGUGUCCUGGCCCUGUAGGUGAGAAAGGGCUGUGUGGAUGGCAGUGUUGACUGCAUCAUCCGUGGACCGGUUCUGGCGAUAUGCAAACUGUAGAGGGUCCACAGUUGCCGCCGGGAUGCUCUUUUUGAUGUGGGUCAUGACUAUCCUUUCAAAGCACUUCAUAACAAUAGGAGUGAGUGCUAUAGGGCGAUAGUCAUUCAAGCAGGUCACGUUGCUCUUCUUGGGUACGGGCACUAUGGUGGUGGACUUAAAGCAGGUCGGUACAGAUGCUUGUGCAAGCGACAGGUUAAAUAUGUCAGCAAGCACAUCAGCUAGCUCUGAUGAGCAAACCCGAAGUGCACGUCCUGAGAUGUUGUCUGGGCCUGCUGCUUUUCGUGGGUUUGUUUUGUUUAGAACCCUGCGCACAUCAGCUGAUGUCACCAUGAGAGGUGCGUCCUGUGUGCUCCCCAGGUUCAGCCACCCUCUCUGCUCAUCAGAAGUUUGGGUGUCAAAGCGGGCAUAGAACUCGUUCAGCUCAUCUGGAAGUGUGGUUUGGCUGGACGUGGCUACGCUACUCUGCUGUCGAUAGUCUGUGAUGUGCUGGAGCCCCGCCCACAUGCGCCGAGGGUCUGAGGUGGAAUAGUAGCCCUCCAGCUUCUGUCUGUACUGUCUUUUGGCCUCUCGUAUGGACCUCCUCAGGUCAUAUCUGGCCUUUUUGUAGUCAUCAGCGGUGUCCAUGACAAAUGCAGUCGAACGAGCACGUAGCUUAGCCCUUACAUCACAGUUCAUCCACUGUUUUUGGUUAGGGUAUUUUCUGUAAUACUUGGUGGUGGUAACAGUCUCUAUACAUGUGCUAAUGUAGCCAGUAACAGCAGAAGCAUAUUCAUCCAAAUCAACAGUACAAUCUUCCCUCCCCGCUGCAGUUUUAAACACAUCCCAGUUUGUGCAGCCAAAGCAGUCCUGAAGUACUUGAUCAGUUUCUUCAUUCCAUACUUUAACUGCUGUACUUACAGGGGGAGCUUUUUUGAGAAGUUGUCUGUACGUUGGAUAAAGGAAUAUAGAGAUGUGGUCAGCCUUUCCAAAGUGCGGUCUUGGAACAGCCUUCAAAGCACCUUUCAUGUUGCAGUAGACUUGGUCCAGGAUGUUAUUUUCCCUUGUGGGAAAGCUCACAUACUGGUAAUAUUUGGGGAGGACAGUCCUGAGGUUACAGUGGUUGAAAUCGCCAGAUAUAAUGAAUACAGCGUCUGGGUGUUUGGUCUCGUGUUUAUCGAUGAUGUCAUGCAGGAGGCCUAGUGCAUUAGCAGUGUUAGCUCGUGGUGGGAUGUAAACAGCAGUUAAAUACACAGCGCUAA